AUGAAAGGUCAACCCCCUCCUAAGAAAAGUAAGAAUUUGUAUUCGUUCUUUUCAAAGAUAGAUCAAUCUAGUGAAACUGCAACUGUUGAUGGAUUGACUGAGGCACAACCUUCAAUUUCUACUGAGCAAAUUCCUCCAAUUCCAUCUUCAGAAAUUGAACAUUCUUUGUCCUCAACCCCUGAAUUACAACCAUUUACAGCCAUUGAACGAGAUCCAGGAAAAAGAAAGCAAUUAUAUGAACAUCCUAUUAAUCUACGUGAUGAGAUUAGAGUGACAUAUCUAAAAGUUGGGCCUUAUCAACCAAAACUUAUAGAGUAUCCGAGGACAGAAGGAAAAUCACAAGCUCGUCAUUUUCAAGAAAAAUGGUUCAAUCAGUUUCCUUGGUUGGAGUAUUCGCCUACGAUGGAUAAGGCCUACUGUUUCUAUUGCUUUCUUUUUCAAAUUUGUGGUAAUUUUUCCAAUAGUUCAGCAUUGGUCAUUACUGGAUAUUACAAAUGGAAGAGAGUUAAUGAUGGAUUAAAAUGUGCUUUUCUUACUUAUGUUGGCUCAUCAAAUCAUAAUAUGUGUGAGAGAAGAGCAAAAGAUUUGAUGAGACCAUCUCAACAUAUUGACAAGGUGAUGCAUAUCGUGAUGAGGGAAGAAGUUGAGAGACGUCGGUUGCGUGUGAAGACUUCAUUUCGAAGUGUUCAAUGGCUAGCAUUUCAAGGUUGUGCCUUUAGAGGUCAUGAUGAAUCUUCAUCUUCAUUGAAUCGUGUGAAUUUUAUUGAGAUGAAUGCUCCACAAAAUGCUCAAUACAUUGCUCCAAGUAUUCAAAAAGAAAUGUUGCACAUUAUGGCCAAUAGAGUAAGAAGGAUGAUUCGGGAAGAAGUUAGGGAUGAAUACUUUUGUAUUCUUGUUGAUGAAGCACAAGAUGCAUCUAAUCGAGAGCAAAUGGCAAUAAUCUUGAGGUUUGUGAAUUGUCGGGGUAUUUUGAUAGAACGCUUCUUUCAUAUCAAAAGCGUUAGUAAUACCACAUCAGCAAAUCUAAAAAAUGAGAUAUCCAAUAUUCUUGUUCAACACGAGCUUCAGUUGGCAUUAGUUUUUGCAGCUAGAGAUGUUGAUGUUAUUUGGCAAUUCUUUUCUCAUUUGGACAAUAUUAUCACUUCUUCUCCAAAGUGCGUUACUGAGUUGCAAGCUACUCAAAGAAAAAAAGUUGAGCGUAUGUUGGCUAUUAGAGAACGUGAGUCAGGAAGUGGGGCUAAUCAAGUGGUUCUUCAAAAAUUGAGAGAUGAUGACUGGAAAGAAUUUUUUCAGAAAGUGAAAAGCUUUUGCUCUAAGUAUGAUGUUGACAUACCUGAUCUAGAUAGCUUCUAUAAGGAACUUGCUGAGAAAAUAGAUCUAGAUUCUAUUGUAGAUGAAUUUUAUGUUUCAAAACCUCGUUGA
Diospyros lotus (date-plum) is the source of this 1422-nucleotide messenger RNA. RefSeq lists its product as uncharacterized. NCBI's taxonomy places the organism in Eukaryota, Viridiplantae, Streptophyta, Magnoliopsida, Ericales, Ebenaceae. Bases 1 to 1422 code for a protein of 473 amino acids. The record is from RefSeq and is a predicted model, not a curated record. The transcript has 5 exons.